Penicillium lagena is the source of this 720-nucleotide messenger RNA. RefSeq lists its product as uncharacterized. The record is from RefSeq and is a predicted model, not a curated record. Bases 1 to 720 code for a protein of 239 amino acids. The transcript has a single exon. Gene Ontology annotation, cellular component: site of double-strand break. NCBI's taxonomy places the organism in Eukaryota, Fungi, Ascomycota, Eurotiomycetes, Eurotiales, Aspergillaceae.
AUGGAAGAGGGCGCCCCUGUUGACAGCGAUAUGAAACGGGAGGCUGAAGUCAUUCGUCAGGUUCGGGACACGGAGCCUGAGACGUCUCCCACCUUGGAUUCUUUUCCAUCAACCAUGCAGCCACCACAAGAUGUGGCAUCGGAAUUUGACACGGCUUCAACCAAAACGGCAACCCCAUCUGCGCCCAGUUUCAGCAAGCAAGCCAGUCGCAACUCGGGAGGCGUGGAGUUUUGGAACUCGUUCGAUGACCGAUAUCGUACCCCGCCGCCCCUGCGCCAGAUGGGCGCUUCGUCGGCUCUAGAUGAUGAGAUGGCCUUGGACAUGACCCCGUCGACCACGAUGGGGUCUUCUGUAGCCGACUCGGUCAAAGUGCGAUCUCGCUCCUCCACUCCCCAUGCCCCCAACACGGCCGCCAUCGAGAUUACGCGCAAACGGCGUCGUGAGGACGACUUUGACCCCAAUCUAUUCAAGCGCCGCGCCGUGUCGCCCAGUGUGAGUGCCCAGAGCAGUCCCGUGCUGACGCAUUCCUCCACCGUCAACGAGACGGGGCCGAAUCCCUGGGGGCCCCCGCCGAAGCCAUCGCUCGGAGCGCCCUUCUCGGAGCGCACUAGCACGGAGAACGAUAAACGAACGAACCCCCAUACGGGGACGCCGAAACGCGUGGGACUGCAAGGCAUGACGGAAGCUAGUGAUGGAUUCAUGAACAUGAGCAUUGAGUAA